CAAAACUAAAAGAAAAAGAAGAAGAUCGAUUCUGUGGAUUGUUUUGGUUCAUACACGCCUGUGUGAGGAGGUGGUUUACAUUAAAAAAAAACUACUUUCGCAGUGAAUUCAGAAGUAUAUGAUUGAAUGUUUUCUCUCGGUGUUGGUACAUUCCUGUGGAAACAUCACAGUGACGCGAAAUGAAACUUAAGGAGUUGGAAAGCUGCUUGCAGCAGGUGGACACGUUUGAAGAGCCUAAAAUCCUCCUGGAGCAGUAUCCAACCAGCCCUCACAUUGCAGCAUGCAUGCUGUACACGAUCCACAGCUCGUUUGACGACAUUGAGGGUAAACUGGUGGCAGAUCUGGGCUGUGGCUGUGGAGUCCUCAGCAUCGGGGCUGCCAUGCUGGACGCAGGCUUAUGCGUUGGUUUUGACAUUGAUGAAGACGCGCUGGAGAUAUUCAGAAGGAAUGCAGAAGAAUUUGAGCUCUCCAACGUGGAUCUGCUCCAGUGUGAUUUAUGCCACCUCGAAGUUGAGACUUAUGCCCAAAGGUUUGACACUGUUAUAAUGAAUCCACCGUUUGGUACAAAACACAACCAAGGGAUGGACAUGAAGUUCCUCCGCGCUGCUUUAACUAUGUCAAAGACAGCGGUGUACUCACUUCAUAAAACAUCAACACGAGAGCACAUACAAAAGAAGGCUAAUGACUGGGGAGUGAAGAUGGAAGUCAUUGCAGAACUGAGAUACGAUUUGCCAGCUUCCUACAAGUUCCACAAGAAGAAGUCGGUCGACAUCCAGGUGGACUUCCUUCGAUUCUCCAAAGCCUGAUUUUUUAUUUUUAUUUUUUUUACUGGAAUGGGUUUCAAGUUGCCUCUGCAUUUCUCACCAUUUGUAAUAAACGUGUUCGCUAAAGAAAAACUCUGGACGUCGUCUCCUCAUUACGAUCCGUUUUCAGUUUUGGAAACUUUUGCUGGAGGACCCUCAGCAUCUUCAAGCUCUCUUUUUGAGGCUGGAGGUGCUGUAAGAAAAAGCAGCAAACAGAUAAUCAUCUGAACAUGUUUAAGAGAUUCAGGAAGCUGCCGCAGAGAAUAUGGAGUGCCAUGGAAAGCAUUUAUAUUUGUGACUUUUACUUUGUAUUUUUCUGUUUAUUGGGAUUUUAUGUGACAGACCAACACUUUGUAGCACAACGGUUAAUUGGAAAGAAAAAUCUACAUACUCGAACGCUUUUUUUUUUUUUUGCAGAAAGAUCUUAAGUGUGGUGGUCAUUUGUAUUCAGCCCCAUUUACUUUGAUACCUCCAAAUAAAAUGCAUUGCCUUCAGUAGUCUCA
Messenger RNA from Girardinichthys multiradiatus, 1306 nucleotides. It is a transcript of the gene mettl5, whose product is annotated as methyltransferase 5, N6-adenosine. Lineage: Eukaryota; Metazoa; Chordata; Actinopteri; Cyprinodontiformes; Goodeidae. The coding region runs from base 180 to 806 and encodes 208 amino acids. Gene Ontology annotation, biological process: rRNA methylation. The transcript has 7 exons. Gene Ontology annotation, molecular function: nucleic acid binding; rRNA (adenine-N6-)-methyltransferase activity. The record is from RefSeq and is a predicted model, not a curated record.